Molecule: messenger RNA, 7295 nt
Organism: Oryzias latipes (Japanese medaka)
Lineage: Eukaryota; Metazoa; Chordata; Actinopteri; Beloniformes; Adrianichthyidae
Gene: tmem132e
Product: transmembrane protein 132E
Source: RefSeq, a predicted model, not a curated record
CUGGGCUCAUUAAGGUGAAUCUGUUUGGUUCCGUUCCGACUUCUACACCUGGACUGGUUCCGUGACCCACGCCGAACGCGCCAGCUUCGUCACUGGCAGAGCCGCCACCCCCACCCCUCAGGCAGCCGCAGUUCGCCCCGUUAACUGACCCCCCCGUCCGGAAACCGUGGAGUUCGGUGGACUUGGCUCCGGUUCACGCUCCUGUCUAUGCGGGAUGUUCGGCUCCUGUAAUCCUGUUUAACACCCCUAAAGUGAGAGCAGCAAAGUGGCGCGUGCUUCCCGGAGGCUCCGGUUCUGGCGGAAUGAUUCCCGGUUGACUGACUGUCGCAGCGCGCAGCGGCGGCGGCGGCGGGCGAACCGCUGGAAGCCCGGGAGGAGCGGCUCUUUACAGCCGGUCUGACGGAUCCCUCAGCCGUCACUUUGACCCUCCUCAGCUCGGAAGUGUCCAGCUAGUCCCACCAACCGGCGGCGGGCGGUCAGCGGCGGCGGAGCGGCGCGGAAGAUGCUCUUUUGGGCUCCACCAUCGAGAUUUGCGCGAGGAAUUUCCUCCCUCUGCUUCUAAAAUACAGACUCAAACCCCAACAGACCCCCCCCCCGUCUGUGUUUGUUAUUGAUUUCCACAAACUGUUUUUUGGUGCAAAACAUUCCCGCAUUUGAGCCGGCGCGCGCCUGAAUCCUCCUCUGAUCUCCGCUGGAUUUCCAGUUCGGGCAUUUCUCCGUUUUUGCGCACGGACUUGGAGGCGCUGCGGCUCCGCUUUUAAGUUGCUCUGGCCGAACCGGGAGCGACGGAGGAACUUUUUUGGACCUUUUCUCGGAGGAAACGACAUCGUUCCAUCGUUCCGUCCUCGCGCAGAUUAACAUCUGCAUCAAACUUUAACGGGCGCGAGGCGCCGCGCCGCGCGGAGGGUUUGGAAAACUGCUGGAACAGCUGGGAUUAACGUCCACGCGCUGGGAUUCUACCAUGACAGGUGCACGGGAUUUCGGAUGGACCCCCUUCCUGUGUGUGGCGGCGCUUUCAUGUGCUCUUGCAGGUAAAAUCUCUCCAACCAGCUCAGAUUCUCUCUUCAGUUCCUCGGCGAUGACGGCCAGUCCUCCACCGCCCAGUGUGUACCUGCCUGCCAGCUUCAAAAUGUCCAACGCCCAGCUGGCGUUUUUCCUGCGGGAGGCGCAGAUCCCAGGACAAACGGUUGGCAGAGGCAGCGGCAGCUCCAGGACUGGACAUCCGCUGCAGCGUUCCGAGAGUUUCGUGGUUUUCCAGACAAAAGACCUCCCUGCCAUCAACAUAAGCUUCGGGCCUUUUGCCCAGGACCAAACCGUGUCCAAGGAGCUGCUCCAGCCGGCGAGCCCGCUGGACAUCCCGGGCCAGCUCACCGUCGGCUGGAAAGUACGGGCGUUCAUUGUCCAGCCAAGAGUUUACUCCAACAACGCCACCGUCCAGGUGUUGUUCUACAUCGCAGGCCGGGACUGGGACGACUUCAAAGCCCAGGACAACCUGCCGUGCGUCCGCCUGCACGCUUUCCGGGACGUCCGUGAAAUUAAGACCUCGUGCCGCUUGAGAGGUAACCUGGCACAGUGUUUGGCCCAGCUGGACCUGCCUCCAUCCUGGUUCAACGCAAACGUAGCCCCUCUGGGUAGGAGGAAAGGCGACGGCCUCCUGGACGGCUUGACGAGCGAGACCCUCCAGGCUGAGCUGUACUACACGCUUCACGAGCCCAAUCAGGAAGGGGAGUGCAGCGAGGGCUCAGGUCGCCGGGGAGGAGUGUCCAGGGAGCCUCUGUCACAGCACCCUCUGCUGCGCAUCGGGAGUAUCAGCCUCUACCAGGCCGCCCAGGAGCAGCUGCUGGUGGACAAGCAGCUAGACAAGAACAUGUUCCUGAGGCUGCCGGAGAAACCGCUGAAGCCCGGAGAGACGCUCAGGAUCCUGCUCUACCUGAUGCCCAACUCCACCGUGGAGCAGUUCACACUCCGGGUCAAAGCAAAAAAGGGAGUGAACCUGCUGCAGACCAAGUCCAAGAACGCCCAGUGGAAAGUGGACUGGGAGGCGCAGCCUGGCGCCAAGCACUCCAUCACCACCAUCGAUGUGAACAAAAACAAGGCAGUCAACCAGGGGGAUGUGCUGGGAAACGUGGAGGUGAUGCAGCUGGACUUUGAAAUGGAGAACUUCACCAGCCUCUCCGUGACCAGAAGAAUCAACUGGAACAUCGACUACAAGGGUCAGAGCCCGCAGUCCGAUUCAGAGAAGGUGGUGACGGAGCUGACCGUGGUGCAGCGAGAUAUUCAGGCUGUCAUCCCUCUGGCCAUGGACACUGAGAUUAUCAACACAGCGAUUCUGACCGGUCGCACCGUGGCCAUUCCUGUCAAAAUGGUCUCCAUAGAGAUGAAUGGAGCAGUGACGGACGUCUCCGCCUUUGUGCAGUGCAAGUCAACAAAUGAAGACAUUGUAAAGGUUUCCAUGAACUGCGACUAUGUGUUUGUGAACGGGAAGGAGACGCGCGGUUCCAUGAACGCCAGGGUCAUCUUCAGCUACGAGCACCUGAGCGCGCCGCUGGAACUGACCGUCUGGGUGCCCAAGCUCCCCCUGCAGGUGGAACUUUCCGACAGCAACCUGAGCUUCAUCAAGGGCUGGAGGGUUCCCAUCCUGCCCGACCGAAGGAGCACCCGUGACAGUGAUGGGGACGAUGAAGAGGAUGAUAGGAGGCUGAACCGAGGCUGCACCCUCCAAUACCAGCGCUCCCUGGUGAAGGUGCUCACCCAGUUCCACACCACGUCCACAGAGGGCACGGACCAAGUCAUCACCAUGCUGGGACCAGACUGGCAGGUAGACGUCACAGACCUGGUCCAGGACUUCUUGAAGGUGGCCAGCCCCAGAAUAGCGGAGUUGGUGGACCGGACGAUCCUGGUGGGCCUGGAGCUGGGAGUCAGCGUGCUGAAGGUGGAGUCCCCGCUGGCUGUGGACGCUGCACUCGGGGAGGCGGCGUUCUCCGUCACUGAUGACAAGGUGUCCAUAACGGAGCUGCGCGUUCACACCGUCUCAGGCCUGACUCUGUCGCUGCAGCCCAGCCCGGGAAACAGCCACACCAUGGUUGCCAAGGCAACCGCUGUGCAGACACUCACCGCUCUCAAACAGGAAGCCAGUUUUUCCAUCUGGAUGCUUUUCAGCGACAACACAGCUGCCAAUCUCAUUUACUUUGAUCCCAAAGACUACAACCUCAACGCGUCCUCGCUGAAUGACAAAGUGGUGUCGGUGUCCCAGGAGCCCCAGCAGCGCUGGCCUGUGGUGGUGGCAGAGGGGGAGGGAUCUGGCGAAGUGGUGCGCCUAGAGAUGACCAUCUGCGAGGCCUGCCAGAAGACCAAACGCAAGAGCGUCAUUGCAUCGGCCGAGGUUUACGCCAAGGUGCGCUUCGGCCCAGAGGAUGACUCAGAGGAAGACACGACGACGGAAGGCGAGACGGAGCCGGCCCCCGUCACCAGGCGGCCAGCCAUUGAUCCCAACAGCAGAAUUUAUGAGACGUCUAAUGAGCAGCCCGCCAGUGUUCCUAUUGACUACACCAAUUUCCCCACAAUCAGUAACCAGGGAGUUCCGACUGAGAGCGAUGAAGACGAGGACGAGUUUGUGCAUUCCCCCCGCAGCAUGACGGACCUGGAGAUUGGCAUGUAUGCCCUGCUGGGAGUCUUCUGCCUGGCCAUCCUCGUCUUUCUUAUCAACUGCAUCGUCUUUGUGCUCAAAUAUCGCCAUAAGCGCAUCCCGCCUGAGGGCCAGGCCAACAUGGACCAUUCCCACCACUGGGUGUUCUUGGGGAACGGCGAGCCGCUGAGGGCCCAGUGCGAGUUGUCCCCACAGCAGGUGGAGAGCCCCAGCAACCCUCUGGAGGGCGUACAGACUUGUUGCCACGGCGACCACCACAGCAGCGGCAGCUCUCAGACCAGCGUUCACAGCCAGGUCCACGGGAGGGGUGACGGCAGCUCCGGGGGCUCCACGAAGGACAACGGCGAGGAGACCAGUUCACCCACGUCCAAGCGCAAAAGAGUCAAGUUCACCACCUUUACCACCCUCCCCACAGAGGAGCUGCCCUACAACUCCAUCCCCAUAGCAGAUGAGGAGGACAUUCAGUGGGUGUGCCAUGAUAUGGGCUUUCAAGACCCUGAGGAACUGCACAAUUACAUGCGCAGAAUAAAAGAGAUCGCCUGAGAUGAGAGGCGUGUUACUGCUCUCAGCUUUCAACAACAAAAGUUUCUUUCUGUUUUUUGUCUUUUUCACCUGAGUGGAAGGUGAUUUUUCACAGACUGAGAGGCAAACGGUUUUUGUUUUGGGUUAGGGUUUAGUUUGCACAGUGCUGUAAUCUCAUACACCCUCACACAGAAGCCAACGGAAGCCAAAGACUCGAGCAGAGGGACCUCCGUCACCAGAGACGUUUCUGUAAAUCUUUCGGCAAACACGCCUCGCCGGGAAGCUGAGCCAUGGACACACAGGAGCUGCUCCAGCUCUCCUCUUUUCAGGAACUGACUCUGGAGGAUCGGGAGAGGCUACGUUUGAGGCUGUGUUCCAGAGGCUCAGCGGGACUCUGCUGUACUCUGCCCACUCCAAACAAAGAGGCCUUUGGGGAACAAAAACUGUCAGAGACUCCAGGAAGCUGUUUUCAACCGUUUUGUUUGGCCAAAGGAAGAAAAGCUUUCUUUUAAUGGCAGAACGUUUUUCUCAUUGCGUCACACCCUCAUGGUUUGUUGUCAUCUUCAUCUCAUUGUCUACAUUUCCUGGUCGUUAAAGUCAAACAAGUCGUCCCGGCACCUUUGAUCAGGGCGGACGCUCUCCGGUCACAGAGGCGAAAGUAAGGAUGGAAAAUCCAAGAGGACUCUCAGCCACCACCUUUUUUACUGUAAAUGUCUCUCCAUACACAUGAGCAAAACUAAAUACGUUACCGUGCAUUUAAGGCAUGCCACGUUUGGCCUCCAUACAUGCAGACAUUCCUCUAAAGUGUGUGUAAAUAUUGCAUCCAGAAGGAGGCGUUCCAGCCUGCUGUUUAGGAGGUUUCUCCCUCCGACUUGCAGGAUUUUGAGGCUGGUCGGAAACAUUUACGCUCCUGCUGUGGAUCAGUUUCUCCAUCCUUUAUGUGACGACAGAUGCAUAGAGUUUGAACUCAUUGGUGUCUGAUUUUUAAACCUUUGAUGACAUCUUUCCCCAAGUUUUAUUGGCUUCAGCCUCUGGGAGGAUAAAGAAAUUGAAACAAAUAUUUAUAUAUAUAUAUAUAUACACAUAUGAGUUAGUGACAUUAAUAGUGAGCACAAAUCCCGUCAAAUCUGCUGGAGAUGUAGUUUACCCUCAAAGAUGGUUACAUAAUGUUGGUUAUUUUUCCCACUACGUUCCCCAUCCUCAUCCUGUUUGCUCUCGUUCAACCAUCACAGGUUUCACUGGCAAAGACACAACCAGAAGAUCUGGCCUAAAUGCCAAUUAGGUGACUGUACUGUUAGAUGUUUACAGACGCUGACACUCAACUAGCCAAACUUAGUCCUGACAAAGACUUUUAGCGAAACAUCGAGAGAUGACAGCAGACUCCUCAUCGUUCAUAACAGAUGACUUUGGAAAGUUAAUGCUAUUCCAGCUCUGAUCUCACAUGAAACGAGUCCUUUUCAGGACUAACGAGACAACCGCCAGAUGAAAGAUCACUUAGAGCAGUCCUCCUUUAAUUCUGUGCAUCCUGAGGACUCAGAUCUUUCUUUCAUGUCAGCUGACUGACAGAUUUCCAUGAUCCCACGAGCCAACAGAAGUCACGUUCCUCGUCUGUGGUGAUAAUGAGCAUCAUCUCGGUUUGUCCGCUAAAGCUGUCACUCCAAACUCUCUGCUGCUCUCUUACCUGCUUUUAAAGAGCCAUCCCAGAAUGAAUGCACAUGAGGGAAGGAAAGAACAUGGAAAAACACCAAGUUGAUCUCUUGAUCCUUGGGUUGGGGUUGAGUUUGAUUGGAUUGCUAUUGAACACCAUUUAAAAACAAAGAUUUGUGUUCAUUUGAAGAAGUUCUGAGGUAUAAAAUAAUAUUUAGUGCGGACUUUAGGUGUCAAUAAGGUCAUUUGGAAAAAAGAAAUUCAUAAAAUGUUCUGAAAGUUGGUGUUGCAGCUUUACCCCUUCUUAAUUCAAUACCACAGAAUAAAAGCUGCAGCUUUAGGAAAACUUUACUUUUAUUAAUUCUUUAGCUUCUGGAUCAAAGUAACCAGGGCAACAGGAAAUUCAGUCUCCAAUAACUUUGAUGGGAGGAUACGAUAAAAAUAGGCAAACUUACUCACAUUUCAGGGGGUUUUCUAGGUUAUUUGUUUGCCUCUUUUUUUCUAUGAUGUCAAAUUAUUGACAGGGGACUAUUGACUGGAUAUGAAAACUGGACUGAGCUACGUCAAUCAUAGCAAAUGGUUUACUUCUGGCUCCAACCAAAUCAAGUCAGUUCAGUCGCUGUUUUUUUUGUGAGACGGAUGCCGCCAUGUUGGAGCCAGACGUCGUCUGUAAGCAGUGAUUGGUUCGAAUUUGCCAGAGCUGAGAAAACAGCUAGUUGAGUUCGUUUUAGUUGGUCAUGUGACCACAUCCACCUCUACUGCGAUCAUUGAUUUUGACCAAGUGGAGGCAAAUUCUGUCAUUUUGGAUUUUUGCUCAGCGAAAUUUUAGCACAAAUUUGAAGAGAAGUUGGAGAAAAUGUCUCUUUCUGAAGAAUAGUUUUCGCUCCGUGAGACCAAACUGUGAGGGUUUAGUUUACCGCUUCCUCUCUUGAUGCCAAACGCCGAUUGAUUCUUGUCCUGAAAAGUCCCGACAUUUGCUAAAAUCCCGGCUGAAUCGGAGAGAAUUAGCAGCGUUUCCGUUUUAUCUGGAUGAAUGUAGAUUUCCUGACAAAACCUGGCUGCAUUUGUUUUUGUUUUUGGGUUGAUGUUGCAGUGAAAAGCCUUUUUGGUGCCCAGGUUUUCUCAUCCAUGUGUCACCACAUCAAACUCAGAUUUUUGUGCUUUCUUCUUUCUGCAUUUCUUGUCCCUUGUGUUCUGCUUUCAUGCUCCUUCGGUCCUCUUUCUGUGUUUUCUUCAAGCUGCUAACAGAGACUUCUUGCUACAUGUAAAUGAAGAUUUGGAAUCAUGUCCUUUUGCGCCCUCACACCUGCCCUCGGUGAACUGUGCACGACAUGCACGGCUAGGUGAAGUGAGCCGCACACUGGCUAUAAUAUUGUAAUGUACAGAGCACUGUUACAUUUCCUGUAUUCUCUUGAAAGCGAGCCCUUGUAUUUUCCCAUUAUAUGUAAAGUACUAAAGAAAAAAAACAAUACACGGGUGA